This is a messenger RNA of Oryzias melastigma (Indian medaka), 1846 nucleotides long. RefSeq names its product cytochrome b561 domain-containing protein 2 (gene cyb561d2). Gene Ontology annotation, molecular function: transmembrane monodehydroascorbate reductase activity. The record is from RefSeq and is a predicted model, not a curated record. The transcript is spliced from 3 exons. NCBI's taxonomy places the organism in Eukaryota, Metazoa, Chordata, Actinopteri, Beloniformes, Adrianichthyidae. Gene Ontology annotation, cellular component: endoplasmic reticulum. The coding region runs from base 148 to 822 and encodes 224 amino acids.
GGAAAAACACGGUGACGUGGUUCCUUAUUAUGACAUGUAACGAAUGGGAUUGUGUUGUCAGCCCAACACGGAAACGAUUGAAGGAGUUACUAUAGUUUAAUAGCUUUCAUUUGUCAUGCUUUUGCGGGUUAGAGAGUGAUAGAAAUCAUGGCUCACAGCAAGGAGGCUGAGUCUGAGCCCGGUCUGUACGGCUUCACCAGAGCAGCUUCCGCCGCGCUCACCCACCUCCUCUCCUUCAUCUCCACCGCUUUCAUCGCCUUUUUGAGUCGACCUGGAACGAGCUGGUUUUCCUGGCAUCCUUUCCUCAUGACACUGGCAUUCAGUUUCUUCAUGACUGAAGCCAUCCUCCUCUUCUCCCCCCAUGGAUCCCUCAUCAAAAGGUUUUCCCACAAGACCAAAGGCCGCGUUCACUGGAUCCUGCAGUGUCUCGGUGCAUUCUGCGCCGUCCUGGGCCUGACCGCAAUCUUCUACAACAAACACCUGAACGGAAAACCCCACUUCACCUCCUGGCACGGUCUGCUGGGCCUGCUCACCGUGUGUGUGGUGGCUGCUCAGUCUUUGGCGGCUGUGCCGCUCAUUUACCAUUCCCUGGCUAAAGGCUGGUCUCUUGCCAAACUCAAACGCUACCACGCGGCGUCGGGACUCAUCACUUACCUGCUCGGAAGUGGCAGCCUGCUCCUGGGGCUCUGCUCUACCUGGUUCACUGCCUCCGUCGGGGAAUACACCUGGUACCUGUCAGCACUCUGCCCUGUGCUCAGUGCUCUAGCUAUAAUGAACCAAGUCUCCAGUGCUUACAUUGCAAAGAAGAGACUACAGUCCUGACGAGGCAUUUGUCGUGCUGCACCUUUAAAAGUGUUCUUACUAUUUACUGUAAUUUAAAUAAUCCUAUUUUAAUGCAGUCCUGAAGCUCUUUAUCAUUCCUAAAGUUUGAAUUUUUUUAAACUGAGAUUUGAAUCCUGCAGAACUUCAAGGAGAUCCUAAAACAGCAGCUGGGACAGAGAGUCCUUCAGAUCUGAAAGACUGGCAGCAGUUUGCAGAAAUGUGUGAGAAACUCAUCAUUACUGGAAGUUUUAGUCUUAAAAUUGGGUGCUACCAAAUAUUAGCAAAGGGUGCCAAAACUUUUGUCCUUCCCAUUUGAGUUGUGACUUUUCUUUUCAGGGGUUUUUGUUGUUUCAGUGCAAAGAAAACCACACAAAGACAGCUAAAAUGGAGACAAUUAUCUGACAGAAGUGUUUGAUAUUUGUGUCCAUAAAUCAUGACUUCCGUGUUAGGAAAAAUCCUGCAUCAUCCAGAAAUGAAUAUCUCAGAUAAUUGCUCUACUUUUACAUUUUUUAAUACUGUUUUGGUGUAAUAAAAGGCUAAGAAAAGCUUAUACUACCAUAGAAGAGUGUUUUAUUGUUAAAAAUAACAGAUAACACAGUCAUAAGUUUACUUCGAUUUGGGCUCCAUUUAAAGAAAUUCUCAGUGAAAUCAUUAAUGGAUCAAAGCAAAGUACAAAGAAAAGCUCACAAUUAUAAAAGACAAUAUUUUACAUCAUAAAUAAGAACAAUUCAGAUACUGUAAUUGAAAGAAAAGAUGACUGUAAAAGUAACGAAGAGUUGGAGACGUGGGGGAGGUGUAAGACUUCAAAAUAAAGGCUCAGCGGGGGAGGGGGUCACUUAUUUGCCCUUUUACUGUUUGUAGAAAGGAUCAGCUCAAACUUUAGAUGUGACAUGAUCUUAACUUAAUAUGACAGCAAUAAAAGCUAUGAACUUUAAUUAAAACCAAGCAGAACGAACCAGAAGCAAACUGAACGGUGAACGAUACAACUGGAGGCUCGAAAAUGUCAUGAUCAAAAAAAAAAAAA